This is a messenger RNA of Tarenaya hassleriana, 646 nucleotides long. Its product is annotated as cysteine-rich and transmembrane domain-containing protein A-like. The coding region runs from base 113 to 376 and encodes 87 amino acids. The transcript has 3 exons. Lineage: Eukaryota; Viridiplantae; Streptophyta; Magnoliopsida; Brassicales; Cleomaceae. Gene Ontology annotation, cellular component: plasma membrane. The record is from RefSeq and is a predicted model, not a curated record.
CAAAAACAGUAUAAAAUCGAUAUCCCUGAGAUCUCUCCGUUUCAUAAUCUUUGCGUGAGGGAGAGAGAGGGACGAAGGAGCAGAAGAAAAGUGUAGAACAAGGAACGAUUCGAUGAGUCAGUAUCCGCCUCCUGUUGGUGCUCCUCCUCCUCAAGGGUAUCCGCCGGAGGGAUAUCCGAAGGACGCUUAUCCGCCGCCGGGAUAUCCUCCGCAGGGAUAUGCACAGGGCUAUCCUCCUCAGGGAUAUCCGCCGCCGUACGCGCCGCAGUAUCCGCAGCAGCCACCACCGCAACAGCAUCAACAAAGCAGUCCUGGGUUUCUAGAAGGAUGUCUUGCUGCUCUCUGCUGUUGCUGUCUCUUGGAUGCCUGCUUCUGAUCAGAGAGACGGCUCGUGGCUGCCGCCAUUUUCGUCUCGGGGGUGGUUUCGGUGCAGGAAAAAGAAACAAAAAACCGCGAUUGAUUUGUGGAGCGUUAAGACAGGAUUGCUGGUGAACCUUGGUUCUUUUUUUCCUCUUAUCGUUUUAGGUUAUGUUCAUUCAUGAAUAAUCUGGAUCGUCCACCUCUAUAUAGCUGACGUUUGGAUUUGAGUGUGGGAAUGUAAAUUGUGGGGGGACUUCUUAUGUGACUUGUUGACUCUUUGCAUCAA